Pestalotiopsis fici W106-1 is the source of this 2148-nucleotide messenger RNA. RefSeq lists its product as uncharacterized. Bases 1 to 2148 code for a protein of 715 amino acids. The transcript has 11 exons. Lineage: Eukaryota; Fungi; Ascomycota; Sordariomycetes; Amphisphaeriales; Sporocadaceae. The record is from RefSeq and is a predicted model, not a curated record. Gene Ontology annotation, molecular function: RNA binding.
AUGUCCAUCCCGCAGGGUCGAGACGGGGUGUUCAACCCGACGUCUCCCCAUUCAUCCUUGGGACUAGCAGACUCUUUCCGAGGCACUCCCGACACUCGUCUCACAGCAUUCUCACCAGAGGAGAACUCGGUCAAAUCCUUGCGUGCACCUCACUCUGCCGGAAGUGGCGCUCGAGAGUCAGAACCCGUCAAGUUCCGCUUUGGAACCCCUCAAUCGCUCAACUUGCCUCUACGUGAGCCUCGCUUCUCCCGCGACAACCAGAUUGAGAGAGACCCGUUUGUCAGCUUCGGUACGCAGGGUAUCGUCACCAACUGGAAGCUGUCUCCUACAGCUUCAAGCUUUGACCCUUCAUCCACAAUUCUCAGCACUCGAGCAAGCGACCCCGAGUUCACAUACGCCAAAGAUGCGACGAGUGAGACAGCCAAGUCCGCAGAGAAAUCUUCUGUGAACAAGCAUGUCGACGUUUUUGUUCACAAGGAACUAAGUACGGAUCUCGGCCUGUCUCGAUGCGUCAAGCUUGUGCCUAUUGUUGAUGGCUCCCGUAUCCAGCUUUCAGAUGUGGAGCAUUACAUCUCGAGUCUUGGAAACUGUGGUCUGCAUUUGAAGAGCAGCAAACAGAUGCACAGUGCUGGCGAUAAGGUCUAUGUCCGAUUCCCUAACAUUCGCGAUGCUUGCCUUUUUUACCAGAACGCACAGCUGGGAGGACGUGACUGGAUGAUCAAUUAUGUCCAUCCUCGCGAGUUCUCUCAAACUAUUGAGCUCACAUCUGGCUUGAUCACAGCUCACGAAGGUCAACUGACUCUAGCUGUCUUUGCACCGCCUUCUUUACAGGGUGUCGAUGCGACCCGGUUCGUCAACUUCAUGCAGGAAGUUCUGAGAGAGCAGGGUGACCUUUUUGCUUUCAAGGUCAAUUCGCAAGGUGUCGAAGGUAGCAUCAUGUCUGCCAUUGUCGAGUACUGUGACAACGACGUCUCGUUGCGAGCUACUUCUGCACUGAAUGGUCAGGUGGUCAAGGGAUUCCAGAUUUGCAUCGCACUUCAUCGCCCUGAUAUUCCUUCCAUGUCGACUCGAUCUCAUGACAUCAUGACUCCCUCGAGAACCGCAGAUACAUCCCUUGACAACGUUCUGAGUGGUUUCCAGAAUCUCUCACUCACAACCCGACCCUCUUCCUCAGCCUCAUCCAUGCAACCGGGGUUCCUCACUACGCCUACUCGGUCGCCUUCGGCCACUGGCUACCAGAUGCAGCCAGCGUUUGGUAUGGCCCCUGUCGUCUACCAUGGCAUGCCGUUGAGUCCGCCGUAUAUCCUCGACCCUGCAUCUCCUCGCGUGCACACCAUGAUCCCGGCAAGUAAUUAUUCAUGGGUGGGCCCUCUUUACCCUCAGCAGUCUGCGAUGGUGAGUCCAGAUGUCUUGGUACCUCGCCAAUUUGGCUCUCAGCGAGCCGAUUCACGCCGUCAGAAUGCCGUCCGAGUGCACCGAUCACCAUUUCAACAUCACAACAUCACUGGUCAGCACAACCAUGUUGAUGUGGACCGUAUCCGCGAGGGAAUCGAUGUUCGAACCACAAUCAUGUUGCGCAACAUCCCCAAUAAGGUUGACCAAGCCAUGUUGAAGAACAUUGUUGACGAGUCUAGCUGGGGCAAGUACGACUUCAUGUAUCUUCGAAUUGACUUCAACAACAAUUGCAACGUUGGUUAUGCAUUCAUCAACUUUGUCGAUCCGCUCGACAUUAUAGACUUCGUCAACAAGCGUGGCAAUCAACGAUGGAACUGUUUCAAGAGCGACAAAGUGGCAGAGAUCUCGUACGCCACCAUCCAAGGAAAGGACUGUCUGGUCCAGAAGUUCAGGAACAGCUCGGUGAUGCUAGAGGUUCCUCAGUACCGACCCAAGCUUUACUAUACCAUCAAUGGACCUAUGCCGGAGCUAGCUGGACAGGAGGAGCCGUUCCCAGAGCCGGACAACCAGUCCAAGAUGAAGCGAAGCUGUGAGAACGCAGAGCACGUUGGCCUGUUCACGCCUAAUGCUGGCCAGCACUACCGGGACGAGCAGAGACGUCGUCGUUCUCAAUUUGACCGAGGUACCCGGCUUGCAGCAAUGGAGGAGUACGAGUAUCCACCUCUUCCCUUGCACUCAUACUCUCCUCAGUAA